This is a messenger RNA of Aspergillus glaucus CBS 516.65, 339 nucleotides long. RefSeq lists its product as uncharacterized. Lineage: Eukaryota; Fungi; Ascomycota; Eurotiomycetes; Eurotiales; Aspergillaceae. The record is from RefSeq and is a predicted model, not a curated record. The transcript is spliced from 3 exons. The annotation marks the transcript as partial.
AAUGGAUUUCCUAUCUAACUACACCAAAAUCCAUGCUCAUGCAUUCUCAAUGGCCAACAUACUAAGUGGAUUUGCAGCUGCUGGUCUUAUUCCUUUUAAACCAGAGAGAGUGCUUGCAAAACUCCAUAUCAAAAUGAAGACACCAACACCACCUUCCUCUCCAAGCAGCAAUCAAUCCUUUUAUUUAGGAAGGACACAGUCUGUAUCCUCAGUGGCUGCAGAGCAGAUACUUGAAAAAGUUAUUAAGAGUGCAGAGAUGGCAAUACGGAAUUUUAUCCUGAGCCUUUAUCCAAGAUGGAGGGAGUUUGACUGGUGAUGAAGGGUUGCAAAGAUUGAGAG